Molecule: messenger RNA, 6529 nt
Organism: Cheilinus undulatus (humphead wrasse)
Lineage: Eukaryota; Metazoa; Chordata; Actinopteri; Labriformes; Labridae
Gene: pdxdc1
Product: pyridoxal-dependent decarboxylase domain containing 1
Exons: 23
Coding region: 202-2547 (781 amino acids)
Biological process (GO): carboxylic acid metabolic process
Cellular component (GO): intracellular membrane-bounded organelle
Molecular function (GO): pyridoxal phosphate binding; carbon-carbon lyase activity
Source: RefSeq, a predicted model, not a curated record
AAUUCGCGGAUAACGAAGGUAACCUGGAAUAUUAUAUGCGUGCCAAUUCAGUUCUCACAGGCUUUUCUGAAGAUUUCUCUAGGGACUCUGACACGUUUACUCAACGUAGAUUUUCUGUAUCUUACCUGUCAGCAGACUGGGGUUACCGUCAUUUUUCCUGCCUUACUGCUGAAAGCACACACUCCAAAAAGUCCUUAAAAGAUGGAAGACUCUUCACUGGCUCACAUGAGAAAGAAUCUGAGUGAAGCCAUGAAAAUCCUUGGAGAUGGACAGAGAGACCACAAAGCAACAACAGAGAGGCAGCACCCAGGCAGAACAAGCAUCCCUGGGCCCCUGCAAGGAGAUGGACAGGAUACUGCCACAAUACUGCAAUUACUGGACAACCUCAUUCAUGAAGAGGAAGAAAAUGAGGACAAGCUCUUCCACCAUAGGAUGCCUAAUGUGGGUGAACAAGGUUACAUGGCCUUGCUAGGUCACAGCCUUGCAGCCUUUAUCUCAGUGUUGGACAUAGUGCGUCUGCGAAAGCUGACAACCAGGAUCCUAUCUGACACCACAUUGUGGCUCUGCAAACUGUUCAGGUAUGAAAACGGUUCAGCAUACUUUCAUGAGGAUGACAGGGAUGGCCUAGUUAAAGUGUGUCGACUGGUCAUAAAUGCACGUUAUGAAGAAUAUCCCUCUGAGGGCUAUGCAGUCCUCAGUUACAAACAGCCAGUCAUCUAUCAGAGUGCCUCUGGUAGGCCUGGACUGGGACAACAUCUAUGCAGCCAGCUUGGGCUCCCACUCUCUAGUCUGUGCACUGUCCCAUGCAACACCGUCUUUGGAUCCCAACACCAAAUGGACAUUGCUCUGUUGGACAAACUUAUCAGAGAAGACAUAGAAGCUGGAAAAAUUCCAUUGUUGUUGAUCGCCAAUGCAGGAACUCCUUGGACAGGACAUACAGACAAAUUGGGUCGUCUCAGGAAUCUUUGUGACCAGUACAACAUUUGGCUUCAUGCUGAGGGAGUCAACCUGGCAACCCUGGCACUUGGUCAGGUCACCUCAGCUGUCAUGGCAGCCAACAAAAGUGACAGCAUGACACUGACACCGGGUCAUUGGCUGGGACUGCCCUCUACACCAGCUGUCACCCUUUAUAGACAGGAAGACCCAGCACUGUCUCUGGCAGCAGGUUUGACCUCCAGCCUGCCAGCGGUGAAGCUUCGAGCACUACCUCUCUGGCUGUCCUUGCAGUAUCUUGGGAAUAAUGGAAUCAUCCAAAGGAUCAGACAUGCUACUGAGCUGAACCGUCAGCUCAUACAGAAGCUCGAAAGUCUGGCCUCCAUCCAAACAUUGAUGGAGGAUGAACUGAGCUCUCCCGUGGUUCUUUUCAAGUUUUCACAGGAAUCAACUUCAACAUCCAAUGGGCAUUCAGUGGAAGGUUUCAGCACUUCAGAGAAAGAGUUGCUUGAUUCUUUCAACAGAUGGCUUGGUGAACAGCUGCUCCAGCAGGUUCCCCUCAGUGGUGUAGAUGUUGUGGAGCUUGGAGACGGGGGUACAUACGUGAGCUUUAGUCCCCUCCAGACUGCUGCAGUACUGGGGACUCAGCAGGAGGACGUUGAAAGCCUGGUGGCAAAGCUGUCUGAGCUGCUGCCAUUGAUAAGUUCUACAAUAUCCCUCAGAGAAGACUUCAGAGAGGAAAUCCAACGACACUCACCAAUGCUCAAGUACAUUGAAGAUCUCACUUGGCCUGGCCUGGGUGCUGUCCGGUAUGAGCCUCAGAUUGAAGGAGUGGACGAAAGCAAGGAAAAGCAGGAGAUGGAGAAAAUAAAUACUGAGCUGCUGAAGAAACUACAAGACCUUGACACUGACAUUGUUUUCUCAACUGGGCCAGAGUUCAGAAAAGAGAAUUUCUGUGUCUUUAUUGGCAUGGUCACUGAUGACAUCAAUCUUGAAGAGCUGGUGGAUAUAAUUGCUGCCAUGGGGAGGGACAUCGAGGACAGUGGAAGGCUGUUGGAGAACAUGACAGAGGUGGUGAGGAAAGGCAUCCUAGAGGCAGAGCUGCAGCUGCAGAAGGCUAAUGAGGAGAAACUCAUGGAAGAGGGAAUGAUAAGGCAGCUUCCUUUGGUUGGCUCUGUGUUAAACUGGUUUGCUCCAGUUGAAAGUUCCAUAAAGGGAAGGACCUUCAAUCUGGCUGCAGGUUUCUUGGCCUCUACAGAGGAGACAUACUCCACCAAGGUCCAGGCAGGCAGGCCACCCCUGCAAGACACUAGCACCUCCUCAUCAAAGAAACUUCCAGGUCAGAGGUUAUUUCGGCGUUCAGAGGCAAGCUCUGACUCCUUUGGUGAAGCAAACUCCACUGAAGAAGUUGAGGAGACAAAAAAGGAUGGUGUUGCUGCUUCAAGCUUAAUAAUGAAUGAACACUUUUCUCAACCUGCACCUGAGGAGGACGCAAGUACUUCAAGUGAUGAUGCACCACAGUAUUCUGUGCAAAUGCAACCACAGAUAGAGACUGAUGUGGUCUCUGAGAAGCAGCAGCUUGAAAGCCAAAAGAUGGAUCAGAGUGGGAUAUAGGAUAGAGUAGGUCCCAUAGCUCUCCUCUAAUGGCACAUAUCUAAAUCUAUUUAUGCUGAAUCUAAGUCUUCCACUUUUUAAUUUCUAACAAAGCUACAUAAGGCAUGAUUGGGAUUGCUUCUGUCCCACUGUGUCAAAAAGAUGAUAAAUCCGAAGAUGGAUGGAUUAAUUCCAAUCAGGGCUACUUUGAUCUAGUGAUGUUUAGCAAUUUUCUGGGGCCAUCCUGCAAAGAUAUUCAUGGGCCAUUUGUUUUAUUCUAAAUCAUAUACUAUACAUGUUAUUGAAAUGAGCGGUUUGUUGGUGGAACUGCAUUGUGGUCUGAUUAUUAUAUAUGAUUUUUGUCUAAGAUUUACGGAUGUUCUGCUGUCCUUCUUUGUAGCUGCACAGAAUUUUAUGAUAAAUCAUGUUAAAACUGAUUGUCUAUGCAUUCACAAGGUUGCACAAAUCACCUUACACCUGUGAAAAGAUUUUUUUUGGAGAUAGACUCUGAGUUUGCGUGAAUUUGACAAUGAUAUCUUGGUGGAUAACUUGUUAGCAAGCAGAAGAUAGGUUUAUUGCACUAAGCAUUUAUUUAAGCUUUACAGAAAAAUUUGAUCAUUUCAGGAUCAGACUUACCACUGCAGACUUAAUAUAUUUAGUUGCAAACCUCAACUGAAAAAGUUAAGGCCUCAUUGUAAAUAUUCUUCCCUUCUGAUUAAAAUCUAGCCCACUGAACACAAUUGUUAAAGGCAAACUAAUAUUAGUGGUCAUAUGCUUAUAAGGCUCAAAAACUCCCUUUGUGUGUGCACUGUCAAACAGUUACUGCAGAAGUAAGAAAAGCAUGCAUAAAACGUCAGAGUCAAAAUAUACAAAAUUACGUAACACCCCCACUACAACCCCAUUUACACACAAAAAAGCAAUCUUAAGGUCAGAACAUAUAGAAGUUUUGAUCUUUGAAAUUAAGUUGUAAUUCCACAAGUGAAAGCUAUUUUGAAGUCAUUAUGAUCUAAAGUUCAAGGUUCAUGAAGACUGCAUGGUAUUAAAAAGUUUGUCCUAUUAGCAAACUAAAUUCCACAAACAAAACAGCAAUAUACACUUAAUAUGGUCAAAACUGCAAUAUAUUUACAUAAUUAAGUAAGAAUGAAAAAACUGUGCAUUGUUCAUAUGGCCCUAAAUGAUAUCACUCCUUUCCUCAAAAUUAGAACUAUUUAUGGACAUCCUGGGAUUCCACAUAGUUGUUGGUGUGGAUUUGAAUGCAGUUUGAGACAAAACAUGAAUAGGUAACAUGAAUAGCAGGUAGUUCAUUAGAAAAAUUAAUCCCAUAUCAGUGGGCAGCUAACACCGGUUAAGUGGAUAUUUGGUAGCUAUAUUUGCAUCUAAAGACCUUUCUCAGAAUGUAUGCCCAUUACCUGGUCUGACCAAACUCAUUUUAUUGUUCCUCUAUUACAAGGGCCAAUUCUGCGAAGCUUGAUGCUCUUGGACACAGGUAUGCUGCCCUUGACAUUACUUUACAAUGUAAAGAUAGUGAUCAGAUUUCAUUCAGAAAGAAUGAUUUUUUUUAACUCUGCUAGACCUAUCUGGCCUUGAGGCUGCAGACAAAUGAACAUUUCGCAGAUACUUUCAGUGUCAAAUCUGGAGAUGGAACAGUUCAGAGUGGCUCCUAAAAGUAAAUUAGCCUUUUGCCUCUUUUUUGAAGACUUGUACAAAUCAGAGCUUCACUCUGACUAAUCUACAUGUGAUGGCUUUUUGAAUAAAAUUAGUAUAGCACAUGAUUCCGAAUUUCAGCAACUUCAUACUCUUCUUACUCCUCAAAAACUGAGAUGGCUGUAAAAACCAUGCACAAGGUCAAAUUCCAAGUCACAGAUGGCAUUCCGCCUGAAUUUUAUGUAACCUUUUGGUCCUUACCUGGUCCAGUACUUGUUGCUUUCUUUUCUUUCUCAAGAGAGGUUAGAACCGCACUUUACGUAGCUCAGCAAUUGCAGGUCUUUUUAACCAACUUGUACAUAGUGAUCAGACUGGAUUCAUAAAAUCUAGAUUGGCCCCAGACAGUGUAAGGAUGUUGUUGCAUGUUAUAGAUGACAAGCAAAAUCUUAGUAGCUAACAGCAGUUCUCUCACUAGUUAAUAUGAAGGCCUGAAGUGGCUUCUUUUAUUAUCUGGAGGAGAGCUUAGUGAGCCCUCAUUUACUUCCUGAUUUGCUUCAUUAAAAUAUUUCCAUUUGUCACUGCCACAUUAACUGUGGUCCUAUUAUUUUACAAAUGCAGCAAAAAGCUCUCUCUGUGGUUGUCCAUCUGUAUGGAAUCCUGAUUACCAAUUAUUUAAUAACACUACACUUUCAGUAGAAGGCCAGUCUAUUCAGUACCCACCAUGGAAAGAAAAAGAUACACUUCCUUUUAGGACUUAUCCUCACAAUGAAAUCUACCCUGUUCUUUAUGUUUUUUUACUUGUAGCUGAGAUCAGCUCUAAAGGUUCUCAUUACAGUGUCCUCUGUGGACUUACAAUGAGUUUCUGGGGGAUGUUGCCUCCAGUCUGUCAAAGACAUUUGGACUAAUUUAACCAGUUACACUUAAUGAAAAUGCUGUUUCUAACAUAGGCUAGGCAAUAAAAAAGAGGGCUAUUACAGGGUCUUACAGCAGCAGUUACUGGAAGCUCCCACUAUAGCUUUCUUUACAAGUAUGGCCAUUUAUAUACUAAGACAAAGUUUAUCUAGAACUAGCUAUAGCUCCCGCUGUACAUGGUGCCAAAACUUGAUGGAAUAUAAUGACAAAAUAAUUGAGAAAUGGCUAUUGCUUUCAGCACAACUCAAAAGCUUUUGAGCCAUUGACAGUACCCUGGAAUGGGGAUUUGGGUGGGUGGGUUUAAUAGUUGUUUCUUAUUUUCUUUCUUUUUGAAGUAUUAUUUUGGAUUAUUUUUUUUUUCUUUCUUUAUAUUUUCUAUGCUAGUGGGAUAUUAAUGUUCUAAUUUUGAACUGACUCUUAGUCUGACAGAGUUGUGUUGAUAAAUGUUCCUGUUCUUUUUUUUUUUUUUUUUUUGUAAAACUGUGUUGUCAAUAAAGCAAAACAUUUGAUCACAAAAAAUAGAACUAUUUCUAUUAGCAAAUGGCUCCUUAAUUUUCUUUACAAUACAUUGCCAAAAUAAGCCAUAAAACAAUUAAAGCUGUAGCCAUAACUCUUUGUCUUUACUCCCUUUACUUUUGCAGCUAGAGUUAGUAAUGUGUUUUUUAUUCGUUGUUGUUUGAUUAUUUGUUUGCUUGUGUGGGAUUUUUCUGUUUGUUUGUCCCUCUUUCUGUAGCACUGUUGUCAUGUUAUAGAAAAUUUUUACGUUGCAGUUAUAACUGCUCAAUGAAUCUUUCUUUCCUUUGUCAGAAAAUCUUACGCUAAACCUAGAUGAAGAACUCACUAAAUUGAAAUUACAUUUCCAAAUGCCAUAUAGAGGGACCAAAUUAAUAGCAUUGUUUGUUUGAGCUGUGCCUUGUAUUUUGAUUGUUUUGAUUCAAAAAUGCUUGAAUAUUUGCCUGUCCACCACAAAUAACACCAAAGACUUUAGCCAUUUUUAAAAAUUGCCCUCAAAACUAAUAUUGUAAAGUUUGACAAAGGUUAUUAUCAACUAUUCCAUACAGUGCAACAUACAUACAGACCUUUCAUUUAGCUGAAACAACACCUUACCUUGAGGGAAUGGGCCUUAAUUACUCACAGAAUUGGCACAGAUAUGCCAAAAUGUCAAAACUCAACAUCAGAACUGGAAAAAAAAAAUGCACAGAGCAUACAUUUCUCCAUUUGUUCACCUAGUUAAUGGACUGGUAAUGAACUUUGUGAUACCUCUUAAAUGUGGAUAAAAAAAUAAGACCUAUAAGUUGAUAAAGAUCUUAGCAUUACAAUGUUUCUAAGGUUGUUGAAAUAAUUCAUUUUUAUGAUUCUUCUUGAUUCUUUCUGAUAUUUGAUACAACAAUAAAUAAAUAAAUACAAUACUACGACCAGUUUGACAAAGAAUGUUUGAUUUAAUAAA